AUGGAUCAAACCGUGAUUGGGUUUCCUCAAUCUUUGACAGAGUUUCGUUCUAGCUAUCCACUAACACGCAAGAAUAUUGAGGAUAUCACACAACAAUGUCCAAAUUUAACAGUUUUGGUUAUCAACCCUAGUUAUUUUGAUGAUUCUAUUAUGUCAUUAGUACUUUCCAAUGUUUCACAAAAGAUUGAAAAAUUUUCCCUCUUUGCUCGAGACACACUAUCAAAUAUAACUGGUUCAUACUUUUCAGUAUUUUCAUCUAAUUCAUUCUCCCAUUUGAAAAAGCUCAAGGUGGUAUGGAAAUCAACUUCUGAUGAAACAAUAUUGAAUCUCCAAAAGAAUUUGAGCAUCCUUUCAAGAACAUUAGAAAGAUUGAAUGUUGUUUUCACUAAUGAAUAUGAUCCCUCAUAUGAGUUAGAUACAUUGCUAGUAAAUUGCAAACUGGAAGAAGUUUUAGGUGAGGCCAUUGAAGCUUCAGUUAUUCCUCAUUUACCUAGGAGUUCUCUAAAGGUUCUUAAUGUAAGGGUAACCAACGAGAAUGUUGAAUAUCUAAAAUAUCUUGGAGAAUUCAAGAAUUUGACAACAUUGAAAGUAUGCUUUGGUGAGCAAGUUACUAACUUACAAGAGUGCACUUUUCCAAGUAACAUUACUAAUCUUUCUUUUGUCGGAGAGAUUACUGGAGCAGAAAUUGGAUUCAAAGACUGGCUACUCUCUACAAAAAUUUUAAAAGAAUUAGUGUUUUCAAGGUGUAAGAUUCAAGAUGAAUUUAUUAAGGAUAUUAUUCCCCUAUCUGAUGAGUUGGAUAUCCUAAAAAUAGAGUACAAUGACGGCCUUACACAAGAAUCGACACAAUAUUUCAGACAAUUCACCAAUUGUAGAGUUUUACUGUUGGAAUGCUUUGACUCUAGAGUAUUGAGCGCAGAUUAUUCUCUUUUUGAACAAGAAGUUAACAGGGUUACCGUUAUAAUGAAAGAAGAACCACUAAGCACAAAACGGAUUUACCCAACAAUUGAUUAUAAUGAUAUUGAUCAAUGUCUUUCCUAUGUAAGAGAAAGAAUAUAUUUAAGAGAAAUGAAAGAUGCAUGUUUAGCUAUUGAACAACUAUCCAGCUAUGUUUUUUUAGACAUUUCGAAAGCCGAAAUUUGUAAACUUUUUCUGACUGCUUUUCAAGAUGAAACUAGUGUGGACUUUUAUGGAAUAUUUGAUCUUUUGGAUAUGAUCAGUAGAGUUUUACAUCAGUUUAUUGAUGGGAAACAAGAAAUUUGUAAUUUUUCUGGACAUGUUAUUAUUAAUACUGUUAUUGCAGUAGUGGAUCAUUUCCCACAAAAUGAUAGCAUUUUGGACUUUAUCAACCUAGUUAUGUCCAAUGAAUUUUUCAAAUCUUCUAAGAAAACCUUAGAACUUAUUGCAGAAAAGAAAGCAAAAAUAGAUACAGAGUUCACAGAAACAAAAAUUAAGCCAAUAUUGAAACCUAUAGGAGAAGACCUUUUCCAAUUUGUGCAGGAAAAUAUUCCACCACAGAAAAAAGAUUAUACCAUUCAUAUUGCAGAUGUUAAGGUACCAAAAACUGGCCCUUUUAAUACUAGCUAUUAUUCUGAACCUUUCAUACAGUUUGGACACGAGUGGGUUGUGGAGCUUCUGCCAGAUGAUGAAGAUGAAUGUUUGGGCAAUUCUACAGUAUUUUUAACACUAAAUUCCACAAUUCCAGUAGAGAAUAAGCAACAGGUAUUUGAUAGAAUAAGACUCGACUUUUUUAUUUGUAAUUUUGAUCUAGAACCUCAAUCCUAUCUUGUUCACAGUAGAAAAUUCAUUAUGCCUAAAGCAUCUUAUGGAAUAUUUCUUGAUAAGACCCAUAUUGCCGCUUACUCAACAGAUGACGAUGAUUUUCUCAAGUUUAAAUUUGUGGUUGGGAUGAAGAAAGUUGAGGAAGAACCAUUCAAACCUUUCAAUAAUAUUGAAAUGUUCCAUGUUGGAAGAAAGGAAUCAUCCUCAACUAAUUAUCCUCCUAUUGUUCAUAGAUGGGCAACAGAGUUUCCAUUAUCCAUCCAUACUUUGACAUUUCGUGUUAGUCCUGAUAAUAUUGAUAGAUGUUGUUAUUCAGAUAAGUUCACAGCAUUUGGAGCCAAGUUUUCAGCUUGUUUCAAUCACUUGGGUGUUGCCAAUAAGGUUAAGGAUUUUAGAGAAAACUCAUCAUUAUACCUAUAUCUAUGUUCAUUUGAUUACAAUGACAAAGAAAACGAAUUGGAAUCAAUCAAAGUUAAAGCAAUAUUUGCAAAUUCUGAUUUCCACACAGAAUCAUUCUUUGUUUUCAAAAAUACAUUUCAUUCACUUGCAAGUUCAGGAAGGAAUGCAGUACAAAGAGCCUACUAUCAACCCAAACUAAUCCAUGUAGAUGGAAAGCCUUACUUUGAAUAUGUUGUAAAUUGUUGUCUUGCCUUAAUGAGUAGAAAAACUUGUCAUCCAUUUGGAUACAAUAGAGAAGAAGCAGAAGAGGAAUGA
Molecule: messenger RNA, 2496 nt
Organism: Naegleria gruberi
Lineage: Eukaryota; Heterolobosea; Eutetramitea; Acrasida; Naegleriidae
Exons: 5
Coding region: 1-2496 (831 amino acids)
Molecular function (GO): protein binding
Source: RefSeq, a predicted model, not a curated record